UUGCAGUUCAUUCUACUCUGCAAAUAAGUAUUACUUAUAGGCAGUUUCAAUCAUUCAUGACUUGACUUCUGUCACUUCUGUCUUCUGGUAAAACAUCAACAUUUCUGUGUUCUUUGAUGUGGAAGAAGUGACACUUCCCUAAAUCAUGGAGAUCCCGCAGCUUGGUGAGCGUUGCUUUGUCAGUUCCUGCGCUCAGCUUGACUUUCUGCCUGUGAAAUGCACACAUUGUUCCCAAAAUUUUUGUAAGGAUCAUUCGUUUCCAUUGAACCAUGAAUGUCCAGAUGUACCCGAUAAGACUGUUUCUGGGCCUUUGUCUUCAACCAUUCAAAGUUAUAAGUGCUCUUACGAUGACUGUUCUGAAAAGGAGGUGAUGGAACUUUUGUGCACUUACUGCAAAAAACAUUUUUGUGUUUCGCAUCGGCAUCAUGGCUGUAAUACUCCUAGAAGAGAAGCGCAACGGGCUCGUCGUGAAAGGUUUGAGGCUCCCAAAAGACAAUUUAAAGUAGCUAAAGAGGCUGUAAAUAAGAUAAUUGAUGCAAAAAUCGAAAAGAACCGUAACCUGUCUGGUGCAAAACAGGAAACUGCUAAUAAAAUUCAGGUCAUGAGACUAAAACAGAAAGCCACUGGUCGACGCACUGUUCCUGAGUCUUUGCGGGUCUAUUUCCUUAUUCAUUGGAUCCCUACUGCUGCCACUGAGUCAGAAAAUAAGGCUGUGUUUGUAAGCAAAGAUUGGCCUUUAGGAAGAGUGGUUGAUAAUAUUGCUGAUACAUGCAAAAUCUUAACAGAUCCAAACCCAUCUGCCCCUAAACUGAGAUUAUUCCAUAUGAAUGGUGAGAUCUUAUCAGAAGAUAUGGCAAUUCCCCUUCAAAAAUUACUGGAGGACAAAGUCACCAUUGAUGGUGCUAGUCUGAUUGCUGACUUUUAUUCUGUAUCAGAGCAUGGAGAAUCUUCAACUGAUAAGUGAUUGUCUACUGUUACUAGAAAAAUCUGUCCUGAAACUAUGUCCCAAAUAUAUUAAGAUGAAAUUAAGAUAUUUAAUAAACCGUUAAACAACAGUCUAUAAA
Messenger RNA from Thrips palmi, 1064 nucleotides. Its product is annotated as AN1-type zinc finger protein 1-like. Gene Ontology annotation, molecular function: zinc ion binding. The transcript is spliced from 2 exons. Bases 146 to 964 code for a protein of 272 amino acids. The record is from RefSeq and is a predicted model, not a curated record. NCBI's taxonomy places the organism in Eukaryota, Metazoa, Arthropoda, Insecta, Thysanoptera, Thripidae. Gene Ontology annotation, cellular component: cytoplasm.